Gekko japonicus is the source of this 1529-nucleotide messenger RNA. It is a transcript of the gene REXO4, whose product is annotated as REX4 homolog, 3'-5' exonuclease. The coding region runs from base 159 to 1406 and encodes 415 amino acids. The transcript has 9 exons. Gene Ontology annotation, cellular component: nucleus. Gene Ontology annotation, molecular function: 3'-5' exonuclease activity; nucleic acid binding. The record is from RefSeq and is a predicted model, not a curated record. Gene Ontology annotation, biological process: DNA catabolic process; rRNA processing. Lineage: Eukaryota; Metazoa; Chordata; Lepidosauria; Squamata; Gekkonidae.
CGUGCUUCUGGGCGUGUGCAGAGUGCUUGGCAAAGGCGGGAGGGCCUGGCCGGCUCUCGGUGCAAUCGCUGGGGCAGCGCAAGAAAGGCAUGAGUGUGACCACAGAAUAACCAUCGGUGCUUCGAAAUGUUUGUGACCAGAAGUAAUUGAGCAUCUUGAUGGCAAAAAUAAAAAGCAAAGACUCAAAAGCUCCAACAAGUAGUGGCACAGACAAGCCUGAGAAUCUUAAAAAUCAACACAGAAAGAAAAAGAAGAAGAAAUUAUUUUGGAAACAAAAUUUCAAGCUGGCAGAGACGAAGAUGCAAAAAAGUACCAAUGUGGUGACAUGGUUGCCACCCAAAACUCCCCAGGAAGUUUCAUCUAACUGGAAGGCCUUGCAGGAGCUACUGAAGCAAAAACCUGCUAGUUUGGAUUCUGCUGUUACCAGAGUCGACGCGUGCUCCAAGAAGAAACGUCCAACCAAAGAGGAGGGCAUUGUCCCCAGACUGGCAGAAGUAAACAGAGCUGAGAAGAGGCUGAAAGGCACAUCUGUGGAGAGAGCCAAGCAGGAUCAUGCUGAAGGCCCAGUUUGCCCGGCUCUCCCAAAAUGGAAGAGAUCUGCUCCUGGAAGGAACUUGAGCCACGCUCAGAAAGAUAAGAAAGAGCAUAAGGGAGGCGAAAUAAAUGGCCAUGUGGUGCAGGACUACGGGGACAUUAAACACACAAAAAGGAAACCUGAAGAGCUGGCAGACAUCUGGUUUGACGAUGUGGAUCCCGAUGACAUCGAAGCAGCCUUGGGGCGAGAAGCAGCAAACGUCGCCCGGAAGCGCCUGGGCAUGGAAGAGAAGCCCCAGCAGCUGGCAGAGACGACGCUGGUCAAGGAGGAAGCUUUUGAAGGAUUGACCAGGGCCGUGGCUAUGGACUGCGAGAUGGUGGGCGUGGGACCAAAGGGCGAAGACAGCAUUGUGGCCCGCGUGUCCCUCGUGAACCAGUUCGGCAAGUGUGUUUAUGACAAGUACGUCAAGCCCACGGAAAAAGUGACGGACUACAGAACAGCCGUUAGUGGGAUUCGGCCGGAGAACUUCAAAACAGGGGAGGACCUCAAAGUUGUCCAGAAGGAGGUAGCUGACAUCCUAAGGGGAAGGAUUCUGGUUGGACACGCUCUUCACAAUGACUUAAAGAUUCUGUUUCUUGACCAUCCUAAAAAGAGAAUCCGGGACACGCAAAGAUACAAGCCUUUCAAGCAACAGGUCAAGAGUGGGAGACCAUCCCUGAAACUGCUCUGUGAGAAACUGCUGAAUGUGAAAGUACAGCGUUUGGAGCACAGCUCGAUCCAGGAUGCCCAGGCAGCGAUGAGGCUCUACAUGAUGGUUAAGAAGCAGUGGGAAGCAUCGCUCAAAGUACCAGCAAAGGCAGAGAGAAAAUGAGUCUGUGGAUAUUCCCAUCCUGUCCUGACUGAAAUCUUUGAAGUGCCAGAAUGGCUUUUCUUCACUGACUGCUUCUUUUUGUGCUGAAUCCGUCACCAUGCAGGAAUUAAUUUAAAAUAAUUU